Messenger RNA from Durusdinium trenchii, 1050 nucleotides. The record is from the annotation of a GenBank genome assembly. Lineage: Eukaryota; Dinophyceae; Suessiales; Symbiodiniaceae.
GUGCUCCACACGGAGAAGCUUCCUUGCUGGGCCCUUCCUGUCCCAGCUAGGUGUUUCCAUGAAUGUCCAGAACAUUGUGUCGCGUUGCAGGCACCACCCCUUGCGGGCCCCCCCAGAAGGGGCCAGGUGCCCCGCCACUUCACCGCCGUCCGUGGCAGGCCGCCCAUUCAAUAUUCAGCCCUAGUGGUGCCUCUUGCGUGAAGAGUUCGAAGCCCGGAAGCCCUUUUUCAGGCGAUGGCGAGCGACCCCCGAGCUUCACGCUGGCAGUGGGACGCCGGGUGCGGCAGUUGGCUGACCAAGCACCAAGCACCAAGCUGGAGUACUCAUGAUCAUGUUCAGCGGCAAUCUCUUAAGGAGGCACAGAGUAAUUGAUGAUCAUGAUGUAGUUUCACCUGAAGCUCCAGACAUCACGUGAUGCUGUUUGGGUUAUGUGGGGUUCAUGGACGUGAUUGCAUCGCCAAGUAUCGGCAAGUAUCGUUAGGUUUUUGAGUUCUCGGCAGUGCAAAGCCUGAACUCAACAGUUCGACCCCGCAUGCUUUUCUCAGCCGAUGAUCGACCUGUCUUCAGACGGCAUGAAGACAACAAAGAGGUGUGUUUUUGCAUCCAAUGAAGAACGAUUGGUUUUUUUGGUUCCCAGACCAAUGGCAUACCUUCCACCAGGAGCGUAAACCUGUCUUUGCAGAUGAAUUCAAGACAAGGGCUAGGCAGCCAGGAUGGCACCCGGAUGUGGCUAAUACUGUAAAUGGUAUCAUGCAAAUAUCAUUGGAUUUUUGUAUGUGGGUGAGGCAUCUACAAACCACGAGCGCAAGCUCAAUCAUGUUUGUUGGCAUAGCAACCCGAAGCAUCAUCCAUGUAUGCUCUAUCUCCCUCCCACCCUUCCAGUGGGACAUGCAGGCGCGGCAACUCUCGCGGCGGCAACGAGACUUGCGGCGGUGAGAACCAGGGUUCUUGCGGUGAGAACCCGGACCUGCGUGCGACCAAAAAGGGAUCGACCGAGCGCAGUGUAUAGAAGAUUUGACAUGCACCAGAUGCCCCCCAAACCACCCCAAU